GUGGUGGCUGCUUUUGCUUGCAUCCAAUCCCUACCGACCGGUAUACCUACUCCGUACUCCGUACCUAUUUUCCUUCCCCAGAGCGCCGCCUUACAUCCCUCCCUCCCUCUUGGUCGCUACAAUCGGUAUUCCCAUUGGUGAUCGGUCGCUCCCCGUGCCGACGUCGCUUGACACAGGUGCCUCCAUCACGUUCUCUUCUACAUUCCGCCUUGGAUUCCUUCCCUUUCUUUGUUUUCAUUCUGCCCCGAGCCUUAGCACAACAAUCGCAGCAGCCGUCGCCAUUCCUUAUCAUCUGCCACGGGCGAAAUCCUCCGAUCCCCCAGAUAUCCGUCCUUGAUCCCCAUCGAUGGCCUUCGUGUCGCAGGCUCGCAGUACCUCGAAUGCAUAGUGACAAGCUCCAUCGCUUUGGUCCGCCCCCGAUCUCCCCCUUGUGUCAACAAUUGCAGAGUCCGGUCUCCCGACAACGCAUCCCCUUAUGAACGCUCACUCAGGGACUAUGUCACCUGUCUCCGUGGACGGGAGUGACUGGUCCGGCAUCAAUCAGUACCAGAAGUCGGAUCCCCCCUUCUCCCCGACCUUCUCGACUCGCAGCAACCUUGCUACACCCCCGACCUCAGGCGUCCCUAGCGGAUCUAGCGGCGCAGGACUUCCAACCGGUGCUGCUGGCCCGGUCAGCGAUUCAGGGAACCCUUCCCCCCCGAGUUCGGUGGCUGCGCGAUCUAGUGAUGGAACAUUGGGCGAUCAACGCAGCAAGCGACAGAAGCGGAUUGAGGAGGUCCUAGGUCAACACUAUGUUGCCCUUCGGAGAUUCCUCCAUGCGUCGUAUCGCGACGACAAAGGGAAUAAUAAGUCCAAUAAAGCCCGGGACAAACUAUUGCGGCUCUCCUCGACUCAAUUUCACGAACUGAGUACCGAUGUGUAUGAUGAAUUACUGCGCCGACAGCAAGCCAUGCCAUCUUCGAAUCGACCGCCUCGCCCCGACGUCCCUCCGUUCCUCCCGCCGCGAAAGGACUUCCAUGAAAAGCGCAACCAGGCGCGCCAGAAGCUUGCUUCGCUCCAGCACCAGCGGUUCCGGGAUCUGGCGACAGAUGUCUACACUGAGCUGGAGCGACGGUUUCCCCACUUCCCCUCUAGGGAGUCUCGCCGAUUGAGUCCGGCCCCCAGUUAUCGCGGACGACCAUCUAACGGGUACCCACCGAAUGGGUACCCUCCGACUCCAGGAGGUCCGCGUUCGCAGUCUCGUGGACCCCCAUCUCGGAUGGGUUACCACCCGUCUGGUGGCUCUCCAGCUAGUCCGAUGUAUCCCCCACGUCAAGGCUCUCUCGGUGGGCCACCGCCAGGCAUGAACGGGGAUGGUGGUCCAAUGGCUAAAUCCUUCCAUAGCAACACUAUCGUUCCAAACAAGAGUACUAUGGUCGAGGAUGAUGAUGAUGCCGCUGGCACGGAGGACGAUUAUGAUGCGCGGAGUGACGCAUUCGCUCUGGAUGCGGUUCUGCAAAGUAGACGAGGGACUGGAGCGACUCUGGCGGACGCGGACAGGAAAGCCUUGGCGGAGACACAAUCACAGGUGUCCGUUCUACAGGAUAAGGUGAACAAACUCGAGGACCUACUCAAAUCCAAAGAUGAGGAGAUAUCCAAGUAUCAGGAAGAUCAGAAUAAGGUUGAGGCGUUGGAGGAAUUGGUUAAAUCCAAGGAAGAGGAACUCCUCAAGUACCAGGAAGAUCAGGACAAGUCAGAGGUCAGCAGCGCAGAGCGCCAAGAAUGGGAGGCUCUAAAGUCGGACCUGGAGAGCAAAAUCUCUCAGGCAGAAGAUCUGAACAGCUCUCUGCAGCAUGAAUUAGACAAAGUUCGGGCCGACCAUGAAGCUGUAGAGAUGGACCUUCGAAACCAGCUUGGUGAAGUGUCGCGGCAAAGUACUGGAGAUCCGGAGCUCGAGGCCCGCUUUGCUGAACUUGAGAUCAAGCACCAGGCUCUGCAGACUGAGCUUCAAGAACAGCAACAAGUGACGGAAGAGGUCAGGCACGAGGCUGCGGGCUUCCUGAGGGAGAUGAGGGCGUUGUCGGAGCAAAGCCAGUCCCGCUGGGAGCACGAGGAGCAACUGACCACCGAGGUUCAUAAAUUAGAGGACCAAGUCAAGCAGUGGAAGACUCGGUAUGAGAAGGCAAAGGCUCAGCUACAGCACCUCCGCACAUCCUCCAUUGGUACAGCGGAAAUCCGGCCCGAUACCUUCAGUAUCUCGAAGGAUCGUGAAUUCUUCCAUGAGGAUGGCUUGGUCAAGGAUGUCCAUGUCGCCAAGUUUCAAGUCGCCAUUGACGAAUUGCUACACAUUGCGCGCAACGAUGACUACCACAUCGUCACACGGCAAAUUAAUGCUGUUGUGAUCGCGGUACGGCAUGUGCUGCAUGACGUUCAAGAAUGUCAGGAUCCCAGCGACGGGUUGUCAGCGCUGCGUACCAAGGCUAUAAGCAAACUGUCUGCCACCGCGAACAACUUGAUCACUGCAGCCAAGAAUUUCGUGUCCUCAAAUGGGCUCUCGCCGGUCUCCCUUUUGGACGCUGCUGCUUCUCAUUUGUCAACGGCUGUCAUCGAACUCAUCCGCCUGGUGAAGAUCCGGUCCACUCCGGCAGAGGAUCCCCAUGAUGACGAUGACGAUGCGCAGUUUACUCAGAUGAAGUCUCCCGAUUACUUCAGCGUGGCCCCUAGCCAAAGCCGGCACAGCCGCAAUGACUCUGUCUACAGUGCUAUGAGUCCUCCGCCUGAUGCUCCCAAUGGUGUACCAGCAGCAAUGCAGAGUUAUCCCUCGCAAUCAGAAACUCACGAGCUUCAGGAGAUGAAGCUGUACGUUGAGGAUCAGACGAAUGGCCUCGUUCAAUCAAUCCAGGCCCUCAUCGACAGUAUCCGAGCCGAUCGUGGGCUAACCACGAUAAACACCCACGUUUCUGCUAUCUGUUCCGUGGUGACGAAUGUCACUUCCUCAACCCAACACUUUGUCAAAAGACCCGAGUCCAACCCAGCUCUCCGGCAACGCAUCGACCCGAUCAUCGAGAUGCUGGAAUAUCACAAGCACCGCCUUAUGGGAGCAGCAGCCGAGGGAGACACCUCUAACAGCCCUGAACAGCUUCGCGAUGUUACCAACAAGCUGCCACCUAUCGCUUUCGAAAUCCCUCGGGUGACAAAGGAGCUUGCUCACCAAUUGAAUCCCGCUAAUUUCGAAGAGGACGACGAUUUCCGAUAGUCCGCCCGCCUCACGGCAUCAUGAUGAUUUCUUUCGUUCUAGCUUCUUCACCAUCGGCCUGAGAGUCGCUCAGGCGUUUUCUCCUUACUUUUAUACCUUCUAGCACACUGAUUUGGCACAAUGAUACCGACCGAACUGCUGGAUUUUGCAAUCUCGCUUUCUUACUUUUGCAGUUAUCACGCAUGACAACGAGUAACCAUGUGGAA
Molecule: messenger RNA, 3441 nt
Organism: Aspergillus sclerotioniger CBS 115572
Lineage: Eukaryota; Fungi; Ascomycota; Eurotiomycetes; Eurotiales; Aspergillaceae
Product: putative cell polarity protein
Exons: 3
Coding region: 476-3235 (919 amino acids)
Cellular component (GO): actomyosin contractile ring; cell cortex of growing cell tip
Molecular function (GO): MAP kinase scaffold activity
Source: RefSeq, a predicted model, not a curated record